Messenger RNA from Brassica oleracea var. oleracea, 990 nucleotides. RefSeq names its product putative nuclease HARBI1. Bases 1 to 990 code for a protein of 329 amino acids. The transcript is spliced from 2 exons. The record is from RefSeq and is a predicted model, not a curated record. Lineage: Eukaryota; Viridiplantae; Streptophyta; Magnoliopsida; Brassicales; Brassicaceae.
AUGUCAUCCUCAUCGUCAGAUGGCGUAGAUGAAGCUGUUGAAGAAUGGUUCGACGAAGAAUUUGAUAAUCUCGUCGACUCCCUAGUUAAUGAUCAAGCAAAAAAACCAAAGAGACGGGCUUACUACGAAAGACAUCGGGAAGAAGGACACAAUCAACUAUGGAAUGACUAUUUCAGGGAACAUGCUACAUACCCACCGGAAAUGUUUAGAAGACGUUUUCGAAUGCACAAGCCAUUGUUCCUUCGCAUUGUGGAUGCUUUAAGAAAUGAAGUUCCAUACUUUCAGCAAAGAAGAAAUGCUCACGGAAGGUACGGCCUAUCUACACUGCAAAAGUGUACAGCAGCUAUACGUAUGCUGACAUAUGGUCAAUCAGGAGAUACGUAUGACAAAUAUCUCCGACUAGGUGAAAGUACUGCACUUUUAUGUUUGGACAAUUUCACUAAUGCGAUAAUACAAUUGUUUGGCCAUGAGUAUCAAAGAAGACCUACAGCUGAUGAUCUUCAACGACUACUGGAUAUUGGAGAGUUACGCGGGUUCCCAGGAAUGGUAGGCAGCAUCGACUGUAUGCAUUGGGAGUGGAAAAAUUGCCCAACAGCUUGGAGAGGACAGUACACACGUGGUUCAGGAAAGCCGACAAUUAUCUUAGAGGCGGUGGCAUCACAAGAUCUAUGGAUAUGGCACGCAUUUUUCGGACUUCCAGGUACCCUCAACGAUAUUAAUGUUCUUGAUCGCGACGGAAUUUAUCCGAAAUGGUCAACAUUUAUCCAAUCAAUCUCACUUCCUCAAACUCCAAGAGCACAACUAUUUGCUCAACAUCAAGAAGCCGUAAGAAAAGAUGUCGAACGUGCUUUCGGAGUAUUGCAAGCGAGGUUUGCAAUAGUUAAAAACCCAGCACUACUAUGGGACAAGGAAAAGAUAGGAAGGAUUAUGAGAUGUUGUGUCAUACUGCACAACAUGAUAGUAGAGGACGAACGCGACAGAUUCACUUAG